This is a messenger RNA of Sciurus carolinensis (gray squirrel), 1823 nucleotides long. Its product is annotated as cyclic nucleotide-binding domain-containing protein 2-like. Lineage: Eukaryota; Metazoa; Chordata; Mammalia; Rodentia; Sciuridae. The transcript is spliced from 14 exons. The record is from RefSeq and is a predicted model, not a curated record. The coding region runs from base 17 to 1210 and encodes 397 amino acids.
GGUGGAGCAGGUGGCGAUGGCUUCCCCGCCAAGCCCUGGGUCCUCUUUGGGGACUCUCAGCUCUGGAGCGAGGGAAAGGCUGCGGCGGGCCGCGGGAAUCCUGGCGCACGUCUGCGGACUAGCCCUGUGCAUGAAAAGAUACAUUGAGAAGAGUUGGGCAGAAGAGUGGGCACUGUUUUACCUGAAUAUGAAGAAUCAUUCAGCUAAUGAACUAUUGUUUACUGUGACUGAUUUUUCUAAGUAUAAUUUGAGCAAAAAGUUUGAAAAACUGAAGACACUGUUGUUCAUUCAGCCUAAACAAAGGAGCCAAGAAAAUCUCAGAGAGAUUCAACAAUGUCUAAAGAAGAAUAGGUCAUUUUGCAGUUUGCCAAAUGAAGUUCAGCUCCAACUUUGCCAGACCGCAAUCUAUGAAGAGUUUGAAGCUGAAAGCAUGGUUCUAAGGCAAGGACAUGCACCCCUUGAAUGCUACUUGAUUCUUGCUGGUCGUUUAAGGGUUGUAUCAAAUAAUACAAACAAGAACAAAAACUCCAACUCUGACAUUUUAAGUGAGUUUGAAGAAGGUGACUUCAUAGGGGAAAUCUGCCUUUUAACAAAUGCCAGUCGGCCUACUUCAGUUUUAUGUGAAACAAAUGUAAAGCUUCUGGUAGUAGGUAAAGAAGAUUUUCACUGCAUUCUUGAACAGAGAGUCCAAGAACAAUACCAAGAAAUGCACAGCUUUCUCAGGAAUCUUCCAUUAUUCUCUUCAUGGCCCAAAGAAAAGAUAGACUUCCUGGUUCAUUGUUCCUUACGCCGAUACUACAGGGCCGGAACAACCAUUAUCUCUGAUAAUUUAAAAUCCUGCUUCCUUGUAUUCAUCACAUCUGGUCGUUGUCUGGUAAUUGCACAGAUUAACUAUGAGAAAAUAUCUGUACCUUCCUGGGUGACGAAGACAGAUUCUUCCACUCUAAAACAUUUUCACAGGGGUCUUCCAUCAAGAAGAACUAGUGGUAUAACUGGGAAAAGCUUAGAAAGAUCCACAGUUUUUCCCAAUACUUCAUUCUCAGCUGCUAGAAAAACAACACUCAACACAAAAAAUCCUCAGCACCAGGGAUCUUCACCAGUAGCAUGUUUUGUCAAGAUAAGAAUUCUGGAACAAGGUGGAAUGUUUGGCUUGGAAGAAACAGUGGACAAAUCUUGUGAUCUUCACCUGUGCCUGGAGCUGUGUUCCUGAGAUCAAGGUCAGAGCUCUUAGGACUCUUGCACAGAGCCUCCUCAUGCAGGGCAUUGCCACAGCAGCGAAGCAUCCUAUACCAUCCAGGCAUCCAGCAUGCCACAGCCAUAAGGUCAUCAAAGACCCCCAAUCUCAGUAACUGCUCUUCCAUGCUCUGUUACUGCUCUCAACAACCCAGCUGCUAUUCAUAUUUUCUAAAUGAAUCCUUUCAUACUCCUUAUGUAGAAUCCAAUCUCUUAAGGUAUUGGCAAGGAAGAUGUCAGAACUAGAUGGACCCAAAUGCCUUUACAGUUAUCACCUGGUCUCCAGAUUAGGCAGAUCAGUCUGUAGCUCCUCUUAUAUGCAAUACAUCCAUGUUGAUUGAUUAGGCCCUUGCAUGGGUGGGGCACAUUUACUUUUUCAAGUCCAUGUUUGAUCCAGUACUACAUUUCCUUUGUGCAUUAGCUUGCUAAGCAUUCCAUAUAUUUUCUCUCUUCUAGAUUAGUCAAGGAGCAGAAUGCAUUUUUAUUUCCAAAAACUUAUUUCUAGCAGAAGCCAGCGCGGAAAACAGGAGAGCAGCAUUAGAGCUGGUUAGCACUUACCCCACAGAGGAGGCCAUUCAGGAGCACCUGGC